Messenger RNA from Ceraceosorus guamensis, 1022 nucleotides. Its product is annotated as Cwf15/Cwc15 cell cycle control protein. Bases 164 to 1015 code for a protein of 283 amino acids. Gene Ontology annotation, biological process: mRNA cis splicing, via spliceosome. Gene Ontology annotation, molecular function: RNA binding. The transcript is spliced from 4 exons. Gene Ontology annotation, cellular component: catalytic step 2 spliceosome. The record is from RefSeq and is a predicted model, not a curated record. Lineage: Eukaryota; Fungi; Basidiomycota; Exobasidiomycetes; Ceraceosorales; Ceraceosoraceae.
ACGUGAUUUGCUAAUCCACGUGGCCCUUCACCGUGCCACACUCCACUUCGGGUCGCUUGGUAUUACUUGCGUAGGUCGACGCUCUGACUUGCGCCUGUAGCUCACAAACGUCAGCAUCACCACCACAUCCAAGCUUCUCGCUCAGGCUACCACCUCUUUCAGGAUGUCGCAUCUUCCGCAAUGGGCGCCCAAGGCGGGCAGGGCUGACGUCCGUCACCUGACCAAGGUGUACAACGCGCAAGAGAUGCCAGCGCACACUCGGCUGAAGUUCAGGACAGCAGGUCAAGGGUACGCUUCGGGUAGCGGUACGACGGGCGAUGUUCAGACGGAUGCAGCCAAAAGGCGAGACUUGAAGCUGGAGUUGGAAAGAGCAGAGAGGCAGGCGAGGGACAAGAAGCGAAAGGAUGCUGGAGAAUUGGAUCAGGACGAGCAGGAGGUGGAGGGGCAGAGGGGGCAAGCUGAAAGUCCAAUGGCAAUCGAGCAGCUUGCCAACAAUAACCAAGAGGCCGCAAAGCGUCGCAAGAUGGUAGAAGCUGCUGCUACCCUGGAGCGCGCAGACAGUGAUUCAGAGAGUGCGGCUGAGGCGGAUGAGAAUGGCAAGGGCAAAGAUGGAAGCGACUCGUCCAACUCUGACUCGGACUCGGACUCUGACUCUGACUCUGAUGAGGAGGACGAGACGGCUGCGCUCAUGCGAGAACUGGAAAAGAUCAAGCGCGAACGGGCAGAGGAAAAGGCCCGACUAGAGGCGGAGAAGAAUGCUGCUGCUCAGGAUGCGAGGGAGGAUGAAAUUGCGCUGGGCAAUCCAUUGCUCAAUUUAGAGAACGCAAUGAAAGGAGGAGGCGCAAGCAAGGCAAGCAGCGCGCAACCCAGCUUUGGCGUCAAGAGGAGGUGGGACGACGAUGUCAUCUUCAAGAAUCAAGCUGCUGGUAACGACGGCGGCGACAAGAGCAGCUUUGUCAACGAUCUCACUCGCUCCGAGUUUCACAAAAAGUUUUUGAAUAGAUACAUUCGAUGAUCACGCA